Molecule: messenger RNA, 615 nt
Organism: Talaromyces marneffei
Lineage: Eukaryota; Fungi; Ascomycota; Eurotiomycetes; Eurotiales; Trichocomaceae
Exons: 5
Coding region: 1-615 (204 amino acids)
Biological process (GO): hypoxanthine metabolic process; IMP salvage; XMP salvage
Cellular component (GO): cytoplasm
Molecular function (GO): hypoxanthine phosphoribosyltransferase activity
Source: RefSeq, a predicted model, not a curated record
AUGCCUGAAAAGUUCUAUGUCACAUAUAACCAGGUACACAAGCUGUGUCAAAAGUCCGCCGACAAGAUCCUCGAGGACAUCCAUCCAAAUCUCAUAAUCGCAAUCGGCGGUGGUGGUUACGUUCCUGCUCGAAUCCUCCGAUCAUUCUUGAAGCGCCCCGGUGACGCAAACAUCCCCAUCCAAGCGAUCGGUCUCUCGCUCUAUGAGAACCUAGGUCGCGAUGACCCCGAAGAAGUCCCCGGAACCAAGGUUACUCGCACACAAUGGUUGGAUCUGAGUUCGUUGGAGAUGGCCAACUUGAUUGGCAAGAACGUUUUGAUUGUCGACGAGGUGGACGAUACCCGUACUACGCUUGAAUAUGCCGUUCGCGAGUUGGAGAAGGACGUCGAGCUUGCGCAGAAGAGUUUGGGUCGGGAGGGUGAAAAGACUACCUUCUCUAUUUUUGUUUUACACAACAAGGACAAGGCAAAGAAAGGAAAGUUGCCCGAAGAGAUGAUUGCCGCUGGACGGUAUCAUGCCGCCGUUACAACUCGUGACAUCUGGAUUUGCUACCCAUGGGAAGCCAAGGACAUUGACGAGCACGACGAAUUAGCCAAGAAGAACCCCAUCAUCUAA